Molecule: messenger RNA, 2062 nt
Organism: Monopterus albus (swamp eel)
Lineage: Eukaryota; Metazoa; Chordata; Actinopteri; Synbranchiformes; Synbranchidae
Product: aldehyde dehydrogenase 2 family member
Exons: 14
Coding region: 82-1638 (518 amino acids)
Molecular function (GO): oxidoreductase activity, acting on the aldehyde or oxo group of donors, NAD or NADP as acceptor
Source: RefSeq, a predicted model, not a curated record
UAGCUUCCUUAUUAUCCUUGACUGGGUCUUAACACGGGCUUGUUUAUGUUGUGUUUGACGUGAAGGAAGGAGUUCUGUAUCAUGCUUCGUACAGUGUUUUAUCGGGCCCUUCCCAGAUUAGGCAGACUGUCGGCGUGUCAGUACUCUGGUAUUGCCAUCCCAGCACCCAACACUCAACCCGAGGUCCACUAUAAUAAGUUAAUGCUUUCAAAUGAAUGGCAGGAUGCAGCAAGUGGAAAACCUUCCCCUACCAUCAACCCAGCAACCGGUGAAGUAAUCUGUCAAGUUGCAGAGGCUGACGAGACAGAUGUAAACAGGGCAGUGAAAGCAGCACAUAAUGCCUUCAGAUUGGGGUCACCGUGGCGACGGAUGGAUGCCUCUCAUCGUGGCCUGCUACUCAGCCGACUGGCUGAUGCCAUUGAGAGGGAUGCUGCCUAUCUCGCUGAACUAGAGACCCUUGACAAUGGGAAGCCAUAUACAAUUUCUUAUUCCGUGGAUGUGCCUCAUGUGGUGAAAUGUCUCAGGUACUAUGCAGGCUGGGCUGACAAAUGGGAGGGAAAGACCAUCCCCAUUGAUGGAGAUUAUUUCUGCUACACCAGGCAUGAACCCAUCGGAGUUUGUGGACAGAUCAUACCGUGGAACUUCCCUCUGUUGAUGCAGGCCUGGAAACUUGGCCCUGCCCUUGCAACUGGUAACACAGUGGUGAUGAAAGUUGCAGAACAGACACCGCUGACAGCACUUUAUGUGGCUAACUUGAUUAAAGAGGUGGGUUUUCCUGAAGGUGUUGUGAAUAUCUUGCCUGGCAUGGGGCCAUCAGCUGGUGCUGCCAUUGCAAGACACAUGGAUAUUGACAAGGUGGCCUUCACUGGAUCCACAGAGGUUGGUCAUCUAAUCCAGCAGGCUUCAGGUAGCAGUAACCUGAAGAAAGUCACUCUGGAGCUAGGAGGAAAGAGUCCUAAUAUCAUCCUUUCUGACGCCAACAUGGAAGAUGCAGUGGAGCAGUCCCACUUUGCUCUGUUUUUCAACCAAGGCCAGUGUUGCUGUGCUGGUUCACGAACUUAUGUCCAAGCAGAAAUCUAUGAUGAAUUUGUGGAGCGGAGUGUUGAGCGAGCUAAGAAACGAGUGGUGGGAAGCCCUUUUGACUUCAAGACCGAGCAGGGACCACAGGUAGAUCAGGAGCAGUUCAACAAGAUUUUGGGUUACAUCAGCAGUGGAAAGAGAGAGGGAGCAAAACUCAUGUGCGGAGGAGGAGUGGCUGCAGACAGAGGAUACUUUAUCCAACCUACAGUGUUUGGAGAUGUUCAGGACGACAUGACGAUUGCCAGGGAGGAGAUCUUUGGUCCAGUGAUGCAGAUUUUGAAGUUUAAAACACUGGAGGAAGUUGUAACAAGAGCCAACAAUACUAAAUAUGGUCUAGCAGCCGCUGUGUUUACGAAGGAUAUUGAUAAGGCUAACUAUGUCUCCAGUGGGCUCCGUGCUGGCACAGUCUGGAUUAACUGUUAUGAUGUGUUUGGGGCUCAGGCACCAUUUGGCGGUUACAAGGCUUCAGGCAAUGGCAGAGAGCUAGGAGAGUAUGGUCUGGACAACUACACAGAAGUCAAAACGGUGACCAUUAAGGUACCACAGAAGAAUUCGUAGACAUGCGCAUUGAGCCCAAGAAGCAGUUCAGAGGGGAUAUUAGACUGAGAUACUACACCAUGAUCUGUAAUUCUGCUGCUUUCUGCCACACGUGCACAGUACACACCUGUUGACGCAGAGGAUAACUCAGUUCAAGUGAGCACAGUGGACCCCUUUUUUUCUGUGACACUGCAUCUACUCAUAAUUGGAAUAUAAACUAUGAAUACAGUUGUCACACUUUGCAUACAUUACCUAUAAUAUUUGACCACACUAAUGAUGACUCAAACAAUAGUAUCAGAAAUUCUGUUCAAUAGUAUCUCCAUAUCUUAAAAUCUGUACCUUAUUUGCUUUGUAAUCAUAGCACAAUAAAAUCUUUGUGUCCAUUUGUAAUCUGUGGGCUUUGAUAUUUCUAAUUUUUCAUAAUAAAUUAAUUUCAGGCCCUCUG